This is a messenger RNA of Zychaea mexicana, 495 nucleotides long. RefSeq lists its product as uncharacterized. NCBI's taxonomy places the organism in Eukaryota, Fungi, Mucoromycota, Mucoromycetes, Mucorales, Lichtheimiaceae. The record is from RefSeq and is a predicted model, not a curated record. Bases 1 to 495 code for a protein of 164 amino acids. The transcript is spliced from 6 exons.
AUGGUAUCACAAGUGGUGGAUGGAGGAGCCACGUUUUCAGCAAUUGAUUAUUGCAAAGAGAAUCAAGUGUUACUUGCACAUGGUCAUAUUGGUUUAGCUGAUUCAGAGAUGAAAAGCAAACGUAUCGCUAUUACGAGACCCUUGGGAGUGUGGUUCAAAGACAAAACUAGUCAAUUGAUAAAGCUAAGAACGGGAAACAGCUUGAAGGCGAAGUAUACUAUUUGCUACAUUGCUACUGUCGAUGCCUGCACCGAGUACGGCUUUGACAAGGAUAUUUACUCAGCGUUGAUGGCCGAAUGCAAUACCCAUUACAGUAUCAAAGAGCAUUCACACGAAAUACAAGAAUGCUUCAUUGGUUUCCUCAAGAGGAACAAUGACAAGUCCAAGUGCUAUAUUUCUCCCACGUAUUGGUCAUCUGUCAGAUCCCAUUGCACUACACCGUUUGUGCUACAUUCAUCGAUUACGCGUACACAAGGAGAAGGUGAUAGUGAUUAA